Molecule: messenger RNA, 900 nt
Organism: Aspergillus pseudonomiae
Lineage: Eukaryota; Fungi; Ascomycota; Eurotiomycetes; Eurotiales; Aspergillaceae
Product: DUF3632 domain-containing protein
Exons: 2
Coding region: 1-900 (299 amino acids)
Source: RefSeq, a predicted model, not a curated record
AUGAACACCCUCGACGCCCUAGCGACGGACCACGGCUGGGUCCAUGGCUCCGUGACCAAACCCUUCACAGCCAUCGUCACGCUCUACAUGAGCCAGCAAUUGGCGCUGGAACUUGCCGUGCAGGAGAUAGUCAGUGUCAUCAAUGAGGUAUAUUACGGGGGUGAUAGUGAUCUCGACGAGUAUCUAAGAGAUUUAUGGAGCGCAAUCAUACACACGUCCCGGAAGGUACCCCGGGAAAGGCCGCACACGCCCCCUGACGUCCCCACGCCGCUUCAGAUCCGUCUCGCUGCCCUUCUGCUUACACUCAAACGCCAACCGGACCCGGCGCCCAUGCCCACCGCCCAUCUUCAAUCGCCUGUCAAUGCUCGUCGGGAUCUUUCCUGGAGACAGCUGCCGCUGUUCGAGGAGACGGUUUGUGAAGCGCUGAAGGAUGAGCCCGGACGACGGGCCAAGUUUACCAAGAUCGAGACCGAAGGGUGGGUGAAUUUCAUGGCGUUUUUGGCCCUGAUUACGAAGGAGCGAAUCGCGGGGCUAGAGAACAUCGGGAUUGUAGUCCUUCGAGAGGCAUUGGAAGAGAGACACGACUCUCUUCCUUCGACGGAAGAGAAUGAUAAUAGGAAGGCGGAUGAGGGGACGCAGUUGACUGUGUUUGUGGCUGCGGCGGCUAUUUGGGCGGUUAUCAUGGGGGAAGAGCUGUGGGAGCGAACGGGGCAGAAGGAGGAGUCCCCAGUGGGUCUGUCUCUGGGGCCUGCGCCUAAGCAACUUAUCGGGGAAAUUCCUAAGAGGCGUUGGGAAAUGUGGAUUGAUCGAUUUCAAUUCUUGAGCCUCCGCGAAGAUCUUAAGAUAUGUACAAGAGAGUUGGCAGCGGAAGCCGCUGCUGUCAUGAUGCGGGUUCUAUAA